Molecule: messenger RNA, 3595 nt
Organism: Sinocyclocheilus rhinocerous
Lineage: Eukaryota; Metazoa; Chordata; Actinopteri; Cypriniformes; Cyprinidae
Product: estrogen receptor beta-1-like
Exons: 10
Coding region: 192-1868 (558 amino acids)
Biological process (GO): cellular response to estradiol stimulus; estrogen receptor signaling pathway; regulation of DNA-templated transcription
Cellular component (GO): nucleus
Molecular function (GO): sequence-specific DNA binding; zinc ion binding; steroid binding
Source: RefSeq, a predicted model, not a curated record
CUUGUGCUCUGUGCAGGGUAUGUUUUGGCCAGUUGCCUUUCUGCACUAAAACAAGGGUUCAAAAGUCCUCGGCCGACUCACCGUUGGCAGUCCGGAGAGACAGUGUGGCUAACUGCCUCUCACGCAAGUACAGUCUACAACACUGUCUUCCUGUUGAUGAUACAACAGCACUGAACUCGUCCGCCUUCACCAUGUCCGUGUAUCCCGAGGGAGACAGUCCUCUGAUUCAGCUGCAGGAAGUGGACUCCAGCAGGUUGGGAGGUCAUGUCCUCUCUCCUGCCUUUAACUCCUCUUCUCCAUCUCUGCCGAUGGAGAGCCACCCCAUCUGCAUCCCAUCACCCUACACAGAUCUCGGCCAUGACUUCACCACUCUGCCCUUCUACAGUCCCGCUCUGCUGGGUUACGGCGCAUCGCCUCUGUCCGACUGCCCAUCGGUGCGGCAGUCGCUAAGCCCCUCCCUCUAUUGGCCACCUCAUAGCCACGUUUCCUCAAUUGCAUUGCAUCAGCAACAGACUCGACUACAACAAAACCAUCCAACUGGUGGGAGUUGGGCAGAACUUACACCACAUGAUCACAGCGAAGAGGAAAACUGCAAACCUCUGGUGAAGAGGGUAGCAGAUGCAGAGGAGACUUCUACCUCUUUGAGAGGUAAAGCUGACAUGCACUACUGCGCCGUCUGUAGCGAUUAUGCCUCUGGGUAUCAUUAUGGCGUGUGGUCAUGUGAAGGAUGCAAAGCCUUCUUCAAGAGAAGUAUACAAGGACACAAUGACUACAUCUGCCCUGCCACCAACCAGUGCACCAUCGACAAGAACCGCCGCAAAAGCUGCCAGGCCUGCCGUCUGCGAAAGUGUUAUGAAGUUGGAAUGAUGAAAUGUGGGUUACGCCGAGAUCGUGGCAGCUACCAACAAAGAGGAGCACAGCAGAAGCGAUUGGCACGAUUCUCAGGCAGGAUGAGAACAUGUGGCCCGAGAUCCCAAGAAAUCAAAAAUGUCCCAUGUCCCCUCGGUGGGAAUAAGGGGGUUAGCAUAGCGUUGAGCCCUGAGGAACUAAUCGCUCGAAUCAUGGAUGCAGAGCCACCCGAGAUUUUCCUCAUGAAAGACGUGAAGAAGCCAUUCACUGAGGCCAAUGUCAUGAUGUCACUGACCAACCUGGCUGAUAAAGAGCUCGUUCACAUGAUCAGCUGGGCCAAGAAGAUCCCAGGUUUUGUGGAGCUCAGUCUUUUUGACCAGGUCCAUUUGUUGGAGUGCUGCUGGUUAGAGGUGCUGAUGCUGGGACUGAUGUGGCGAUCCGUUAAUCACCCUGGAAAGCUCAUUUUCUCCCCAGACCUCUGUCUCAGCAGGGAUGAAGGCAGCUGUGUGCAGGGGUUUGUGGAGAUCUUUGAUAUGCUGCUGGCAGCCACGUCCAGGUUCAGAGAACUGAAGUUACAGAGAGAGGAGUAUGCGUGUCUCAAAGCCAUGAUCCUGCUCAACUCCAACAUGUGCCUGAGUUCGUCGGAGGGAGGAGAGGAGCUGCAGAGCCGGUCGAAGCUGCUGUGUCUGCUGGACUCGGUGACAGAUGCUCUGGUGUGGGCCAUCUCCAAGACAGGCCUGAGCUUCCAGCAGCGCUCCACCAGACUAGCUCAUCUGCUCAUGCUGCUCUCCCACAUAAGGCACCUCAGUAACAAAGGCAUGGACCACCUCCACUGCAUGAAGAUGAAGAAGAUGGUUCCUCUGUAUGACCUGCUUCUGGAGAUGCUGGACGCUCAUAUCAUGCACGGCUCCCGUUUGUCUCACUCCGGCCCUCGAGCGGCUCCUGCUCCCAAAGAGAGCAAAGUCGUCCAGGAGGCCUUCGCCAGCACUUCUCAGCAUGGAGGGACCUUAGCACCCUAAACCAUUUCUGCGCUGAAGAAUGAUCUAUAGUUUCUGGAGAACGGACAACAAAAACAGCCACACAAAAGAGUGGAAUAGGAUUACUCAAGAUGGAAAACUUUUUAAAAAAUUUGGCGUUUGCUGUGAAAUGCUCCGUUUUUGCAGAACUCAUUCUGAGCACAAUUGUUUGGUUUUAUGUAGCCGGAACCACAAAAAAGGAGAAACAAAACCAUUUCAGAAUUGAUAAAUUGCUGGUCGUUUGAAAACGGUUUACUAUUUGUUUCGAUUUAGAAUUUCAAAAGCAUUUUUGAAAUGUAACAUGCACGAGAAAUUCUGACAGCAUCACCACAUGCACCCAUUCCCAUGAAAUCCGCGCCACAAUGAAAUGUACAGUUUCUACUUUACCAUUUUCUCUUUCUAAACAGUACAUUUGCAACUCUCGCUUUUUGCAAAAGAAAAACAGCAUCACACUGAUGCCCUCAUCAAGGACUUGUGAUUGUCACACUGCAGUAAUUCAGGACAGUUGGAUGUUUUGUGUGCAUCUAUUACUUUUGACAAAACAGAUCAUGGAGCAAAAUGUGUUUUAAAAAAACAAACUGCCUUCUUUCGUCCUGCUCUCCUCCACCCAGUAAACCCCUUUAACACCAUAAAGGCCUUGUACAAAACCGUCAUACAUUUUCUAGAGACAGCUCAAUCUAUUGCUACUAUUCCACUGUGAAAACCUUUCUGGUUGUAAGACGCACCACAACUACCAAAAAAAAAGUACUUGUGAUAUUGCACUUUAAUAGUUCUCUGACACAUCUGAAGCCCUGUUUUGAGAAUCAAGAAAAAUGAAAAUAUUGCAGUGCCAACAGUGAUGAUACCCUAUACAUUUUGGUUUAAGAUGACAGUUAUAAAAAAAAUUUGUAUCCAUGGAUUAAUUGAUAUAAAACCAAACGUACCUUAAAGAUUACAAGCAAAAAAUUUAAAAAAAAAAAAAGUACUUAAUUUUAAUAAAUGCACAAAGUAUUUAUAAAUGUUAUUGUAUCUACCGGCAGCCAUCUGAAUUGUGACUGUUUUGAUAUGAAGCGCUAAUACUGAUUUUACAAUUUUUUGUCAACUAAGCAUUAAAGACCAGAUGUAAUACAGAUUUGUUGUAGACAAUGUUUAUUUUUAAACACAGAACAAAGUUUAAUUUGUGAAAAGUUUUUGAAAUGUACUUUCUGCACACGUCUUUGUGUUCUACCUUGCAGUGCAUAGGCAAAAGAUUGUUAUUUACAAAGGGGUGUAUUAAAAUGUUUCCAUGUGCUUUUGACAUUUUUAAAUAGAUUUCUGUUUUGGGCUUUGCAAAUGUGAACAGUUAAUUCAGACCAUAUAAAAUUUAAAAACGAGACCACAUAAUCUCUAAAUAAAUAGCAGCCAUCCAUCAUGUCUCCACAAAUUGUGGCUGAAGAGUCAAUCUUUUCCAGUUUCAAACUUACAAUCUUUAAUCAGUGCAUGAUGUGCUUAAAUCUAGAAAUAUUUCAAAAAAUUGUCGGUGACUUACAUUCAAGUUCAUACAAUGAUAUUUUUCUUUACAGCAUUGUGACCAAAAAAAAAAAUUAGAGCACAUCAACAAAAUUCUUAGUAUGGCUCUCAAAGGGGAAUGAAUAAAUAGUAUAAAAUCAAUAAUAUAAAUACAAUCGUUAAAAUAUUGCUUGGACAAAAGAGAGGUGCUUCGCAUGUUUGAGUCAUGAAAACAGCUCUGUAGAUUGAACGUGAGAACAGUU